AUGCCGGACUCUUUGUUCUCGAAAGGGUUACGGCUCCUGACCGACCCCGAAGCGACGCGUUAUGUCGUGCCUCUGCUCGUCCUCGCCGAAGCAGCCCUCUGCGGUCUCAUAAUCCUCAAAGUACCGUAUACCGAGAUCGACUGGUCGACGUACAUGAUCCACAUCCAAAAGUACUGGUCUGGCGAACGAGUCUACCCCAAAAUCACGGGUCCGACCGGUCCAUGUGUAUACCCAGCAACAUAUCUGUACAUUUACAGCGCGCUGCAUGCCGUGACGGAUGGGGGAAAAGAUAUCGUCACAGGGCAGAUCAUAUUUGCGAUUCUGUACUUGACGACGCUGGCACUUGUGAUGCAAUGUUACAGAAAUGUCAACGCCCCACCUUGGCUGCUUAUACCACUUGUGCUGAGCAAGAGACUGCAUUCCAUCUUCAUGCUGCGAUUAUUCAAUGACUGCUGGGCAACCUUGUUCCUCUGGACAAGCAUCUACCUGUUGCAACGGAGGAAGUGGGAGGCUGGCGCACUGAUCUGGGGGGUGGGACUGGGUGUCAAGAUGGUACUCUUGCUGGCAGCACCGGCGUUGGCUUUUAUCCUCAUUCAAGGUGCCGGUUUCUUCGUCGCGCUGUUCGGUGGGGCGUCUGUGAUCAUGUUGCAGAUCAUAACCGCCAUACCCUUUCUCGACCCCAAAGAAGGCGAUGCUGCUGCGUACUUUCAUCAGGCGUUUGACUUUGGGCGGCAGUUCUUAUACAAAUGGACCGUCAACUGGAGAUUCGUGGCAGAAGAAACUUUCCUGAGCAAGGGUUUUGCUGUCGGCUUACUUGUGUUGCAUAUUUCGGUCCUCCUGGUCUUCAUACAGACGCGAUGGCAGACGCCCUCGGGCUCUCCCGGGCUCCAGACCUUCUUGCGCAGGUUCGUCAUUCAAGAGAAAGGCGCAGUCAACGAGGACGUGGCUGCCAAGGUGACGCCUACGUUCGUCAUGGAUGCCAUGCUGGGUAGUAUGGCGGUGGGACUGCUCUGUGCAAGAAGUUUGCACUACCAGUUUUACGCAUAUCUUGGCUGGGCAACUCCGUAUCUUCUUUGGCGAUCGGGCGGCGGUCCAGCAUGGGUUUUGCUCAAUUGGGCGGCGCAAGAAUAUUCGUGGCUCGUGUUUCCAAGCACAGAAUUCAGUUCUAUGCUUGUGGUCUUUGAGUUGGCCAUCCAAGUCUUGUCUGGACUCAUUGCGCCACCGGUCGAUCACAUGCGUCCUCCAACCCAUGUGCAGCGCCAGGUCAGGUUCCAAGCAAGGUGA
This is a messenger RNA of Cyphellophora europaea CBS 101466, 1284 nucleotides long. RefSeq lists its product as uncharacterized. The transcript has a single exon. The record is from RefSeq and is a predicted model, not a curated record. Lineage: Eukaryota; Fungi; Ascomycota; Eurotiomycetes; Chaetothyriales; Cyphellophoraceae. The coding region runs from base 1 to 1284 and encodes 427 amino acids. Gene Ontology annotation, molecular function: dol-P-Man:Man(5)GlcNAc(2)-PP-Dol alpha-1,3-mannosyltransferase activity. Gene Ontology annotation, cellular component: endoplasmic reticulum.